This is a messenger RNA of Fusarium pseudograminearum CS3096, 804 nucleotides long. RefSeq lists its product as uncharacterized. Lineage: Eukaryota; Fungi; Ascomycota; Sordariomycetes; Hypocreales; Nectriaceae. The transcript has 2 exons. The record is from RefSeq and is a predicted model, not a curated record. Bases 1 to 804 code for a protein of 267 amino acids.
AUGCACGCCAUCACUCUCGCAACCGUCCUCGCCGGCGUACUCAACGUCGAAGCGUCCCCGCUUCAACAUGCCAAGCGCGUUCUCAUGGGUCGUCUAGAUGACGGCGCCCACGAGAUCGAACACAAGUUCCAGCCUCUAACUGACUUUGACACGGAUGGCUGUUACUAUACUUCAGCCAUCGACAAGGAUGGUAAUACCAACCGUGGCCUGAGCCAGAAGGAUGUUUACUUCAAGGGCCUUGCUGCUGAUUGUCGUGACCCUAACCGACUGGAGAACAACAACGUUUACAGCCGGCGCCGUUGCAAUAAUGGCUGGUGUGCCAUCAUGUACGAGUACUACUUUGAGAAAGACCAGAUUGUCUGGGGCACUAUUGGUGGUGGCAUCGGCAACGGACACACUCACGACUGGGAGAACAUUGUAGUCUUUGUUCAAGGCGAAGACGUCAAGCGCGUCGCUCCCUCAUGCCACGGCGACUACGAGCACGCCACCAACGAACCCCGUCUCGAUGGUCAGCGCGCCAAGGUUGUCUACCACAAGGAUGGUGCUGAGACGCACUGCUGGCGAAUGGCCAACGAGGCCGAUGAUCAGGUCGAGAACUACACUGGCCAAUGGUUCAUCGGUAACCUUGUUGGCUGGGAUAACUGGCCUGUUGUCAAUGGCCGAUCUCUCCGGGACUACCUCUUUGACGCCUGGAACGGUGGUGUUGGGCCCAAGUUCUGGGACAAUGAGAACAAGUUCACUGAUAACUUGAGAAAGGCUGCUGGUGAUGGUGUUCCUGGGUUCGAUCCUGCCGUCGAUGAAUAA